AGAAAAAAUCGUUCGCUGGUUUCAAGUGACGUGGCAUUGGCACGCAAUUUUACGAAUAUCAGUAACUUUCACGUUUCUUUCUUCUUCCUCUGCUGGUGAUCCAAAUUGGGUUGAUUACCACUGCACCUCAAUAAUGAUUGCUCGGAGAAUUUGGCUCAAACGGCCUUCCGCCUCCGCCCCACGCUUUUUAUUUCCCUACACUCCCCAAGCUUUGUCUCCGCCGUCGCCUUCGCUGCUCCCGGAGCUCAAACCUCCAUCUCUAGGUGUUUCUUCGCUGCUGCCCUUCUGCAGCCACGCUUCGGCGCCGUUUCGAUUGGUUAAUAACUCUAUCGACAGUGGCAUUCAAUAUAGGGUGAAUAGAUGUUGCUUUUCGAGUCAUGCUUUGGCGGAUCUUCCAGUGGGUGGGAUAGUUGAUGUGCCUUUAGCGCAAACUGGUGAAGGUAUCGCUGAAUGUGAACUUCUCAAAUGGUUCGUGCAUCAGGGCGAUGAGGUUGAGGAAUUUCAACCACUAUGUGAAGUUCAGAGUGACAAAGCAACUAUUGAAAUAACAAGUCGUUACAAGGGGAAAGUAGCUCAAAUUCUCUAUGUUCCUGGAGACAUUGUAAAGGUUGGAGAAACUCUUCUAAAAAUGAUUGUCGAGGAAUGUCAAGCUCCUGCACAUGUGCAUGAUGAUUUGGAAGAUACAAAGCCACUUGGUUCCAAGCUGGAAAAAAGUCAAAUUGAUGGAGUCCUGUCGACACCAGCUGUUCGGCUCCUUGCAAAGCAAUAUAAUAUAAAUUUAAAUGAUGUCCAUGGAACUGGGAAAGAUGGAAGGAUACUAAAAGAAGACUUGCUUAAAUAUGGCAUUCAGAAAGGAAUAAUUGAAGAUUCAUCUGGAACUGUGAAAGCUGAUUCUGGGAACCAGUUUCUGGGGGAAAAAGAGAAAUACUCGUAUGCUUCAGCAGAAGUAGGACAACCUCAUGAGGAUAAGAUAGUUCCCCUAAGGGGUUUCCAACGGACUAUGGUGAAGACAAUGUCCAUGGCUGCAAAAGUUCCACAUUUUCAUUAUGUAGAAGAGAUUAAUUGCAACGCAUUAGUGGAGCUUAAAGCAUCUUUCCAGAAUAAUAGUACUGAUCCAGGCAUCAAGCAUACUUUCCUUCCAUUAUUGAUAAAGUCACUUUCAAUGGCCCUCAACAGGUAUCCAUGGAUGAAUAGUUCCUUCAAUGAUGAAGCAGUAGAGAUGAUUCUAAAAGGUUCCCACAAUAUAGGAAUUGCCAUGGCUACUCCACAUGGUCUGGUUGUGCCCAACAUAAAGAAUGUUCAGUCUCUUUCCAUCUUGGAGAUAACAAAGGAAUUGGCACGGUUACAACAAUUGGCAACGGAGAACAAGCUUAACCCUGAGGAUAUAACUGGUGGAACAAUAACUCUAAGCAAUAUUGGUGCAAUUGGUGGGAAGUUUGGUGCCCCUAUCAUCAACUUGCCUGAAGUUGCCAUUAUUGCUAUUGGUAGAAUUCAGAAGGUUCCACAGUUUGCAGAUGAUGGAAAUGUGUAUCCCGCAUCAAUCAUGACUGUAAAUAUUGGUGCAGACCAUAGAGUUCUGGAUGGGGCAACAGUUGCAAAAUUUUGCAAUGAGUGGAAACAAUUGAUUGAAAAACCAGAAUUACUCAUGUUGUUUUUGAGAUGAUAUGUUUUCAUCUCAUAGCCUCCUCUUUACUGUACAUUUAUUAAAAGGGAAACAAAUAAAAGAAACGUUUUGUUCUGGAACUUGUAUUAAGUGCCAAACUGCCAAUAAGAUUUAGAAUAAUGAACAGCAACUUUUAUA
This is a messenger RNA of Hevea brasiliensis (rubber tree), 1801 nucleotides long. Its product is annotated as lipoamide acyltransferase component of branched-chain alpha-keto acid dehydrogenase complex, mitochondrial. Gene Ontology annotation, cellular component: cytoplasm; mitochondrion. The record is from RefSeq and is a predicted model, not a curated record. Gene Ontology annotation, molecular function: acetyltransferase activity; lipoic acid binding. The transcript is spliced from 8 exons. Lineage: Eukaryota; Viridiplantae; Streptophyta; Magnoliopsida; Malpighiales; Euphorbiaceae. The coding region runs from base 134 to 1663 and encodes 509 amino acids.